Molecule: messenger RNA, 3153 nt
Organism: Raphanus sativus (radish)
Lineage: Eukaryota; Viridiplantae; Streptophyta; Magnoliopsida; Brassicales; Brassicaceae
Product: polyribonucleotide nucleotidyltransferase 1, chloroplastic-like
Exons: 23
Coding region: 116-2791 (891 amino acids)
Biological process (GO): mitochondrial RNA 3'-end processing; mitochondrial mRNA catabolic process
Cellular component (GO): cytosol; mitochondrion; chloroplast stroma
Molecular function (GO): RNA binding; polyribonucleotide nucleotidyltransferase activity; 3'-5'-RNA exonuclease activity
Source: RefSeq, a predicted model, not a curated record
AAGAACACAGUAACAGAGACAGCUCCCGCGUCUGCAAAAGAACGGAUAAAGUCUCUCUCUUUCUUCUCUCUCUCUCUCUCUCUCUGGUGUGAAGAAGAAGAAGAAGAAGAAGAGGAUGCUGACGAGUCCAAGUAACGCGCUUCACAGUACUCCACACCUCUGGCCUAUUCGCCGGAGCAAGCUUUGCCGUUCCCGGAAUUUCCACUCCGGCGGAGGAAAACUCUGCUCGCGCUCUCUCCUCUCCGCGAGAACUGGCGCGAGUAGAUUUAGUGUCAGAGCUCUAGUUAGGCCAGAUGUUUCCGAGAACGGUGAUUCUGGAGGAGCUCUGUCUUUUCCUAACCACAUUUCUGUCAAAAUCCCUUUCGGAAACAGAGAGAUUUUAGUUGAGACUGGUCUGAUGGGGAGACAAGCAAGUUCUUCAGUUACGGUAACAGAUGGAGAAACUAUUGUCUGCACAUCAGUUUGUGUAGCUGAUGUCCCUAGUGAGCCCUCAGAUUUUCUUCCCCUUUAUGUUCACUAUCAGGAACGCUUCUCAGCUGUUGGUCGAACUAGUGGUGGAUUCUUUAAGCGAGAAGGGAAAACCAAAGAUCACGAGGUUCUGAUUUGUAGGUUGAUUGAUAGACCUCUACGCCCCACUAUGCCCAAAGGUUUCUACAACGAAACUCAGAUACUCUCCUGGGUUUUGAGCUAUGACGGGUUACACGCACCUGAUGCUUUGGCUGUUACAUCUGCUGGAAUAGCUGUAGCUCUUUCAGAAGUACCGAACGCAAAGGCAAUUGCAGGAGUUAGAGUUGGUCUUAUUGGGGGCGAGUUUAUCGUCAAUCCGACCGUGAAGGAGAUGGAAGAAUCACAGCUAGAUUUGUUUCUAGCUGGAACAGAUACUGCAAUUUUAACUAUAGAGGGAUAUAGUAAUUUUCUUCCUGAGGAAAUGCUGCUCCAAGCUGUUAAAAUUGGACAGGAUGCAGUACAAGCUACAUGCACUGCUAUUGAAGCUUUGGCAAAGAAACAUGGGAAGGCCAAAAUGGUUGACGCUAUAAGAUUACCACCUCCUGACCUAUACAAGCAUGUGAAAGAACUUGCUGGUGAGGAACUGAGCAAAGCGCUACAGAUUAAGGGCAAAAUACCGAGAAGGAAAGCAAUAUCGUCCCUGGAAGAAAAGGUCUUGACAAUACUGACUGAGAAGGGAUAUGUCGUUGAUGAGGUAGCGUUUGGAACAACAGAAGCGCAACCGGAGUUAUUGGAGGAUGAAGACGAGGAUGAGGAAGUUGUUCCUGAAGGUGAGGUUGACCAAGGUGAUGUUCACAUAAGGCCCAUCCCUAGGAAGCCUAUUCCUUUACUAUUUUCAGAAGUAGACGUGAAGCUGGUCUUCAAAGAAGUAUCGUCAAAGCUCCUGCGUAGACGAAUUGUUGAGGGAGGUAAAAGAAGUGAUGGUCGAACUCCGGAUGGGAUUAGGCCAAUUGACUCUAGAUGUGGCCUGCUUCCAAGGGCACAUGGCAGCUCUCUUUUCACACGUGGUGAAACACAGGCACUGGCAGUUGUUACUCUUGGUGAUAAACAAAUGGCGCAAAGAAUUGACAACCUUGAGGGUUCUGAUGAAUACAAGAGGUUUUAUCUUCAGUACACUUUCCCUCCAUCGUCUGUUGGUGAAGUUGGAAGAAUUGGAGCACCCAGUAGAAGAGAAAUAGGCCAUGGGACACUAGCAGAGCGAGCAUUGGAGACCAUAUUACCAAGUGAUGAUGAUUUUCCUUACACAAUACGUGUUGAGAGUACAAUACUUGAAAGCAAUGGUUCUUCAAGCAUGGCAUCUGUUUGUGGCGGUUGCUUGGCUUUGCAAGACGCUGGUGUUCCAGUCAAAUGCUCUGUUGCUGGCAUAGCAAUGGGAAUGGUUUGGGAUACAGAAGAAUUUGGCGGUGAUGGAUCUCCUCUUAUCCUUUCUGACAUCACUGGAGCUGAAGAUGCAUCCGGUGAUAUGGACUUCAAGGUUGCUGGAAAUGAAGAUGGUGUUACUGCGUUUCAGAUGGACAUUAAGGUAGGAGGAAUCACUUUACAGAUAAUGGAAAAAGCUCUGAUACAGGCAAAAGCUGGACGUCGCCAUAUUCUUGCUGAAAUGGCCAAGUGCUCACCGCCUCCUACGUUGAGUCUCUCAAAAUAUGCUCCUUUGAUACAUGUUAUGAAGGUCCAUCCAAGCAAAGUAUACUCCCUUAUUGGUUCUGGUGGGAAGAAAGUAAAGAGUAUCAUUGAAGAAUCCGGAGUUGAAGCCAUUGAUAUGCAAGAUGAUGGAAUUGUGAAAAUUAUGGCAAACAAUGUGGCGAGUCUGGAGAGGGCGAAAGCCAUUAUCAGUGGCUUGACAAUGGUUCCAGCUGUUGGUGAUAUUUACAGGAAUUGUGAAAUCAAAUCAAUGGCGCCUUAUGGUGCCUUUGUAGAGAUUGCACCUGGCAGAGAAGGACUUUGCCAUAUCAGUGAGCUGAGUGCUGAAUGGCUAGCGAAACCAGAGGAUGCCUAUAAAAUAGGAGACCACAUUGAUGUCAAACUAAUAGAGGUGAACGAAAAAGGUCAGCUUCGGCUUAGUGUACGAGCUUUACUUCCGGAAUCAGAGACAGGCAAAGACGGUCAGAAACCACCACCUCCGACGAGUGAUUCUACCAAGGACAAGGGUUCACCAAGGAAAUAUGUAAAUACUUCAUCCAAGGACCGUGGAGCAUCAUCAAAAGUUGCAUCUGGUGACAUGCCAAAGAAAAGUAACGACGAAGAUAGAGGCAGCUUAGUCAAUGGUGAAGCUACAAUCAGCUAGUGAAUGCAACCAGGAUCAGUGUUCAUAUCUGUUUCUCGGGAAGAAGACUCAUAAGGUAAGGAGGAGAGUUUCUUCCAACAGGUGAGACUUGAUUAAUCUUGAUUCUUAUUUUUGUUUGGGAGCUGGAAAGAUGUGAGACAAUUAGUAACAGAUAGCUGCUUUUCUCAAUGUUUUACAUAUAUAUAUAUAUAUAUAUGUUACCAAGUCUGAUAUGGAGGAGGAUUAACAUUUUGAAAACAACAUAUGUUGGGAGAUUCUUAGUCAUUACAUCCUUUCUUUUUGUUGUCUUCUCUUGCAAACUCAUUCAUUAUACAGCUGCUAGUUAACGCUAUCUUAUAUUUUAAUGUUAUUGACUCGUAACA